UUAUCAAUAUUUUAGUUUCUCGAUAGCACUCGUAUGGCCAACGUAAUCGCUUGGAACUGUAAUUUUUUGGAUCCCACUUCAUAUAAUUGGAAUGAUAAGGCAACCACAGAUGACCUAACAACAGACGGCUGUCGAACCAUCGAUCAUACCAGUGCGACGACGUGCAGCGAUGAAUUUAUGUUCAUAUCAAAAACGAAAAAAUCGUCUGCAUCAACUGUUAUUACUCCGGAUAGUUCGCAAAUUACUCAUAGAAAACUCAAGUCAACUGUCGACAACGACGACACCAGUUCAGAGAUAUGCUCGGAAGAAAUAGUUGGAGGCUCUAGAACUACAUCAACGGUGCCUGGACAUAACGUCAAAUCUACGCAGCAUCCUUCCAUCACAUUAUCCGAGCACAAUGAUAAUGAUUCUAUGACGACGAAAUGCUCUAUAGUGGAACAGAACAUACGGCCUUAUAAAUCGUCUGGAUAUGACGGUUCAAGCUCAAUGAUGGUUGCGAGGAAGACUGUAUGUUCAAACUGUUCAAAUGUUAUGACUUUAUACACGGAUUACAAAUACGUAAGAUGUCGCAUCUGCCAAUAACGAUUGAUGAAACCUAAACCAAAGUUAUUUAAAAGAUUUUUUUUUUUUAUAAAUAUUGUAAUAUUGUUCUCAAUAACCUAAUUAAGUGUUAUCCUGUUUAAUGUUCAUGUUCACAAUACAAAUUGUACACAAUUUAAAUAAUAAUUUGUCUAUAAAAGCUUAUGUUAUAUAAAUAUUCUUUAUAAUAUUAAUAACUGUUAUUAUUUGUCUAAUUUUCCAUGUU
This is a messenger RNA of Rhopalosiphum maidis (corn leaf aphid), 805 nucleotides long. RefSeq lists its product as uncharacterized. NCBI's taxonomy places the organism in Eukaryota, Metazoa, Arthropoda, Insecta, Hemiptera, Aphididae. The record is from RefSeq and is a predicted model, not a curated record. The transcript has 4 exons. Bases 34 to 582 code for a protein of 182 amino acids.